AUGGAGAACCCCAGUAAUAGUACCGGUCAUCUACCUAAGCAGUCCUUUCUAGCUCGUUUGUACAGCCAUACUACCACACCUGCACCGGGAAUAGCGAACGCAGCCCUCCUUUUGGCAACACCGAUUGUGUCUCCAGGAAUACAGAAUCCAGCAAAUGCGGUGGAACGUGCAGGCAGAGUUCAGUUGCUCAACAAGUUUACUAGGCCGCAAUAUUUGGGACCAAGCAAACGUGUGGCUCUUCUGUUUGGUGGUGCUAAUGCGCUCGGUGCAUGGAUAAUUCAUGAUCAAGACCUAGAGUCAGGUGCAGGGUUCCUGGCCGCCUGGUCUACUCUUUAUUUAAUUGUAGGUGGUAGAGGGUCUAUUAAGGCAGUACGGUACGGAAAGGUCUGGCCGCUUGUACUAACCGCUGCUUCAGGGCUUAAUGCCCUACUGUACAGUAGACGGUUUAUCUCUGGUGCUGGUGCACUAGUAUAA
Messenger RNA from Zygosaccharomyces rouxii, 474 nucleotides. It is a transcript of the gene AIM19, whose product is annotated as Aim19p. The transcript has a single exon. Gene Ontology annotation, cellular component: mitochondrion. The record is from RefSeq and is a predicted model, not a curated record. NCBI's taxonomy places the organism in Eukaryota, Fungi, Ascomycota, Saccharomycetes, Saccharomycetales, Saccharomycetaceae. Bases 1 to 474 code for a protein of 157 amino acids.